Xenia sp. Carnegie-2017 is the source of this 735-nucleotide messenger RNA. RefSeq names its product homeobox protein engrailed-2-like. Gene Ontology annotation, cellular component: nucleus. Gene Ontology annotation, biological process: regulation of transcription by RNA polymerase II; embryonic morphogenesis. Gene Ontology annotation, molecular function: RNA polymerase II transcription regulatory region sequence-specific DNA binding; DNA-binding transcription factor activity, RNA polymerase II-specific. NCBI's taxonomy places the organism in Eukaryota, Metazoa, Cnidaria, Anthozoa, Malacalcyonacea, Xeniidae. The coding region runs from base 224 to 700 and encodes 158 amino acids. The record is from RefSeq and is a predicted model, not a curated record. The transcript has 2 exons.
UAAGUAAAGAAUUAUGAAAUUUAUACCUUGACAUGUAUUGUACUGUGUAAACACUACUUAUGAAAGCUAAAUAAAGUUUUCAGAUUAACAGUCAGAUUGAGAAAAACGACCUGCCGCUGCGAAUAUGUUUGAGCCUCUCGUGUGUGCGUGCGUGGAGAGACGGCUAUAAACCAUUGAUGCUCAUCACGAAGUGAUCCAGUCACAUCAAGGCAAUCGACGUAUCAUGGUGUAUCUCGACGCAGAAUCAUCUCGUCACGAUGAGAUGCAAACAAGUGAAGGUUGCAGAAAACCAUUUCUUAGUUUCUCGAUUGAACGCAUCCUUUAUGGACAUUUUCGUACAGAACGAGAAAGAAUAAAACGAAAACAGGAGAACUCGUCUACAAUAGUCGAUCCUGCAAGUAGUGCAAUGCCAGUUCCAAAAUAUAAUUGGCUUGGAUAUACGAGAUAUAACCCUCCAAAGUUACCAAAGUCAAGUAAACGUCGACCGAAACAGAAACGAAAGCCCGGUCGCAAUCCCAGAGUUCCAUUCACUCCCAAACAGCUGACGACCCUGGAAAACAAGUUUGAAACAAUGAAGUACUUGACAAGUGAUGAAGUUCGUAGUUUGUGUUUGGAACUGACGUUACCGGAAAACAAAAUCAAAAUAUGGUUUCAAAAUCGACGAGCAAGAGAAAAAAAAAAGUUCACAAAGCAGCGAUGAAUAUGUUGACGUAAUGACAAUUGACGGGAGAACAG